Molecule: messenger RNA, 2421 nt
Organism: Symbiodinium necroappetens
Lineage: Eukaryota; Dinophyceae; Suessiales; Symbiodiniaceae
Source: the annotation of a GenBank genome assembly
AUGCCUCCCUUUUUGCCGGCACUGGCCUUCGAUGAGACGAGCGCCUUGGUGGCAGCAGGAAGUGGCGGCCAAGGCCUGCCGAGCAUCAAUGUCUAUCGCUGUCUACAUGGAUCCUGCUUUGCAACAGCUUCCAUGCCGACACAAGCUGCCGGGGCAGAAGAUAUUUCAGCGGUACCAGCAUGUAGCUUUCUGCGGGGCGGUUUCGGCUUCGUUCUGGCUACUGUGACACAGGCCGGCAAUGUUUUCCUCUUCGAUCUGCGCAAAGCUCGCAGUCAAGGCGACACAAUCGAUGCCUCGCACGAGACGGGGCUGCUUUCUGGGGCACCGUUUUCCAUGCUGUGUCCUCACAAUUCGGAGGAUGGUAUGUUUCUGCUGGGCGCACGGGGGUCACUCAAGAUCCUGCAGGUUCGAGAGACUGGCGGAGAUGUACUAAGCUGCGUCGUGCUUGCUGAGAUUGUUCUGGGGGCUGGCGAAGUCCCCGUUUGGCUGAGAGAAGGUGCGACAGCGGACGAGCACGAAGAGGGCACCAGGUCGUGUUCUGGUGAACAGAACGACAGUGAUCCAUUGGUUCUGGCGGCAGCUGCGGCAGGCUGCCGGGUACAAGGCCUAGCCGCUCUCGGACUACGCGGAACUGCGGCGCUCGCGGUUUCAACAGAGUCUUUGUACGCUCUCCUUGGUCACCAGCACCGCGCAGAGCGUGUCUGCGCCGUGCCUGCGCUUGGAGCUGCUGCAGCUUGUGUCGACGCCCAAGGCGGGCUCCUGGCUGUUUGUGCCUUUGGCUUCGAAUCUGGCGGCGAAGUUUUGAGGUUGAACUGGUCGGAAGAGCUACGCCUACGACCUGAGGACCAGGAGCUCGCAGGAAUGGGCGAAACGUUGUCCGCGAUGCUGCAGGAACCUGCCGAACAGGACGCCGCCUUCGCAGACCCUCCCAUGUGCCAGAUGCUCAGAAGAUUUGGCUCUAUGAUCAACAGCCCCGGCAAAGCAGUCUCCAAGUAUAUUUUGUUCGUUAAGGUUGCCUCCCUCGUUCGCCGUCCUGCUUUCUGGCCAGUGUGCUUGGGCCUGCUUUGCGUGGCCACAGCUUCCGCGUCGGCCUGGACGACAGGGGCUGCGAGGCCAAAGCCGCGAAGGACACCCGCGACUCGCCCGACACCAUCACCGGCCAGACCACCAAGACCAAGCCGGCAGCUGUCAAGACCCAAGGUGCCGAGCAGGCGACCUUCCACUGCCGGUGUAAGUCCUGGGUGGACCAUAGAAAGGCUGCGCACGCUGAGCGAAGAGGAGACGCCGCUGCAGGUCCUGCGCUCGCACGGAGUGGCUGUGGUCUCUGGGGCCUUCGAGGUGGAGCAGCUGCGAGAGAUCCAGAGGAGUUUUUGCAGUUUGCAUGAAGGCUAUCGAGACAACGUCUUGCGAUUUGGCCAGCUCCGUGGCGAGCGGGCCGCAACGCACCUGCCGUAUCAGGCACCCUUCAACAAUAUCCAGCUUCUGGGAACAGACUACGCUUUGCGCGACACGCUGGCAGGCUACCUGGGAGAGGAGUGUGAGCUGGAAAGUGCCAUGAUCAUCACGGUCGACCCUGGGGCUCCUGCACAAAAUGCGCACGUGGACACCCAGGAUGAGGGCAGCGUGUCUGUGCACGUACCCUUGCACUCGCUUCACGACGGAUUUGCGCCGCUGGGUUUCUGCAUGGGCUCGCAUACAGAUCCAAGUGUCCUUUCCGCUCCUCCGCGACUCAAGCUGCGGGGUGCGGAGCGCCGUCAGAAAGCUGAGAAGGCGCUUCACAGGCAAACGCGUGCCACAGCAAAGGAAGAGCACUUUCUGCAGUGGGGCCCCAGCGAGGUGGCCUUGCUGCCAGCUGUGGAUUUCCGAAGAGGAGCCAUGCGCGUCCUGGUUCGCAACUUCCGCGAUGAUGCGGCAAAGGCUUUGGGCCUCCAACAAGGCGACGAGGUAACUCACGUGAACGAUCUGGACUUCGUGAGCUGGCUUGAGGUGAAAGACCAUGUGCCGGAACUCAGAGACAACAUAGUGGCCAGGGUGCUCAGACCCGUCACAGAGCCUAAUGCUGCAGAAGAUCUCAAGGAGGAGCUGCCAGCUCUCUCUGCAGCUUCUGCAAAUUCAAGCCCUUCGCAAGCACCUUCAAGGCUGCGGGCUUGGUUCAACACCAAGCGCCAUGCUGAUCGAAUGCUGGUCGGAGCGCCGCUCAACAUCGGAGAUGCACUGAUUUAUGAUUCCAGGACAGUGCAUUGGGGAAUGGCGAACUGCGAAAGCUAUCCCCGUUAUGUCCUCUACUUGAACCUCAAGAGGGGCGACUUUCAGGGCUGCUCUCCAGAUGCGAUUGCAAAACGCUCGGCUUCUGCCCGCUGCUUGCAGGAACGAGGCCGCUUUCAAGACAGGUUCAAGCGAGCAUUGCACUACAUGGCAUAG